Messenger RNA from Metarhizium brunneum ARSEF 3297, 990 nucleotides. RefSeq lists its product as uncharacterized. Lineage: Eukaryota; Fungi; Ascomycota; Sordariomycetes; Hypocreales; Clavicipitaceae. The record is from RefSeq and is a predicted model, not a curated record. Gene Ontology annotation, molecular function: protein binding.
AUGGACAAGCACCCUCAUCUCACGUACCCAAAACUAAACCUCAACGACCAUACCCUAGAUGAUAACCUGCCUCCCUUGCAAGCUCAACCUCAAAACGACUCCCUCGACCCACCGCCUACUGCAAGCCUCGGUGCCCUUGACCGUCUCCCAAUAGAAUUACUUCAGGAGAUUCUCAUCCAACUUGACUUGAGCACUUUCAUGGCGUUCCGAUGCACCAAUAGACGAGCUAAGGAGUUGGCCGACCAUCUUCCACAAUACAAGGCCAUUACCACCAACGCAAGGUAUGCGCUACGUGGUAUCCUGAGAAUUGGAACGAGCAGGUGGAUUACCUGUAAAAGUCUCUUCGACAAGUUACGCACAUCAGCUUGCGAACAAUGUGGCGAUUUCGGCGGUUACCUCUAUAUUCUCACUUGCAGACGGGUUUGCUUCCUCUGUUUUACACAGGACAAGAGAUACCUACCACUGCGGCCCAACCAGGCGUGCCGGAAGUUUGGAUUGGAGAGAGCCAUCAUUCAAACACUGCCUUGCAUGAGAGUCAUACCUGGCAUAUACUCGCCAACCGAAAAGAAGGCUACUACAACUACCUUGGUUGACUAUGAGUCCGCCUUUGAUGCUGGCAUCGCCCGGCACGGGUCGUCGGGCGCCAUGGAUGAAUUCGUGGCAGGUGUCGCGGCAAAGAAACUCCAAGCUCAUAGAAUGAGGGUGAUGCAAGGACAACAGUCCGGAUCUUCACGUCGCACGCGGAUGCCUCCGGUGGCGGAUCCCUUUGAUAUGCAAUCGGCAAAUCCACUUCGAUUCGUGGCGAUUGUUCGCGUGCCGUGGCUGAACAGAACGUCGCAGGAUGGGGUGGAAUGGGGCUUUUAUUGUGUUGGCUGUGGGAGGUCCAGGGACUUUCCCCUUCAUUGGAGGCGGCAAUUCGCGCCAGAAUCUUUUGAUCAGCACAUAAUACAAUGUGGGGAUAUAAUUGAUGGAAAUCAUCAAGCAGCCUAA